This is a messenger RNA of Corythoichthys intestinalis (scribbled pipefish), 964 nucleotides long. Its product is annotated as transcription factor HES-7.1-like. Gene Ontology annotation, molecular function: protein dimerization activity; RNA polymerase II cis-regulatory region sequence-specific DNA binding; DNA-binding transcription factor activity, RNA polymerase II-specific. The record is from RefSeq and is a predicted model, not a curated record. Gene Ontology annotation, cellular component: nucleus. Lineage: Eukaryota; Metazoa; Chordata; Actinopteri; Syngnathiformes; Syngnathidae. The coding region runs from base 42 to 593 and encodes 183 amino acids. The transcript has 3 exons. Gene Ontology annotation, biological process: regulation of transcription by RNA polymerase II; regulation of neurogenesis; anterior/posterior pattern specification.
CAGAUCCUGAAAGAAGCUCAAAAUUGGAAGAAGCUCGAAUCAUGAAGCUCAUGCAAGAAGCAGACGAUGCAAAUCGCGACAAAAAGCUUCUGAAAUCCCAAGUGGAGAAGCGUCGCCGUGAAAGAAUGAACCACAGUUUGGAGCGUUUGAGGAGCAUGUUGAUGCAAGAGCCGCAGCAACAACAGCAGCAGGGUGCAUCCCAGCGUCGCGUGGAGAAGACCGAGAUCCUGGAGCACACUGUCCUGUUCCUGCACAACACCAGUAAGGCAACGAGCGGGGCGCAACCGCAACAACACUCCUUCCAAGACGGCUUCCACACUUGCCUCCAAAGAGCCGCCCACUUCCUGGGCCCCCAAGGCAAAGGGUUGUGGCUAGCCCUGGAUGCCACUUUGGCCCCCCGUUCACCUUCGUCUUCCUCAUCCUCUUCCUCGGUCCUCCACGCGCUGAGACACAAGUCCAAGCACAACCGGCGAGCGGCGGCUCCGCCCCCCAGGACCCCACCGCAGGGGCCAAACUGGCUGGGGACGUGCAUGGAGAGCCCCCCGGCGGAAGGCCCUUCGUUGGGCCAGAGCGUGUGGAGGCCUUGGCCCUGAACAGUGAACUUUGACUCCUCUUUCCUCUCUAUUAUCUCUUAUGGUGUAAAUAGUGUAAAGACGUUAUUUGUACUAUAGUGCCACUCGGGACGGGAGCUGGAUUUUACCGCCCCCGUGUGUCCAUUCCAGAGGUGAGUUGUCACACGCGCAUACAGACGCACAACCAGGAGCGUGGAUCAUAACCAAGUGUCCUGUCUUGUUUCCAGCUGCUUUGAGGUACGAGGGGCCCCACCCCCACUCACAUCCACAAGUCAUGAACAACCUCUGUGAACCCUCCUGAUGAUAAUAUAUAAUUUGUAUAUUUUGCACACUAACUUAUUGCACAUGUCUCCCUAUGGUGAGAUUGUAUUGCCUUUGUUACAAUUAAAUAU